AUGGCGCCGUCUCUGCUAGGCCUGUACACCGGGGGCAGCGGCCGGGGCAGGAGGGUCCACGCCAGUAGCGGUGGCCGCCGGUCUGCUGCGGCGGUGAAGCAGCUGCUGUCGAGGUUGAGGCGCUCUUGGAUGAGACGCGUGGCGCGGCCGAGGCGAAGCGCGGUCAGGUUCGGGUAUGACCUGCAUAGCUACUACCAGAACUUCGACGAUGGCAUUGCCUCCUCCGGCCACCACCGCUUGUAG
Messenger RNA from Miscanthus lutarioriparius, 243 nucleotides. NCBI's taxonomy places the organism in Eukaryota, Viridiplantae, Streptophyta, Magnoliopsida, Poales, Poaceae. The record is from the annotation of a GenBank genome assembly.